Molecule: messenger RNA, 1402 nt
Organism: Physcomitrium patens
Lineage: Eukaryota; Viridiplantae; Streptophyta; Bryopsida; Funariales; Funariaceae
Source: RefSeq, a predicted model, not a curated record
CUGGCGUCUGCCAGGCACCAUUGUCGACCGUCUUCCUCACCUCAUUGCUGAUAGGUCCGCUGCUCCCUGCUCUGCACUGGCCAGUGCUCGUUUCUAGCAGGCGCUCUCUCGAUCCUGUAAAAAUCCUUAACUCGCACGCUUAGACCACCAGCCCGUCGAUCAGCUCAUGAACUCUUCGGAGCUGAAUGAGACCGCUGUCCUGCGCUCAUCGCUCUCUUCUACAGCUUGUCGCUGUGCUGGAUUGGGCAAUCUCUCAUCUUUCUACAGGAUGGUUGUUGCCUAGUCAAGCUGAUAUUGUGCUGAAUUUGUCCGGAUUAUCGGCCACUUUCUGCAGCUGAAGCUCUCAACACUAUCUAUGCUCAUCAAGGGGCAUUGUGUCGGAAUUAUUAUCUGAGCGGUUUGCGACAUUUUUUCACGCAGUCACGCUAAGGAAUAACAACUUCUGAGAGAACAUGGCUACUCUAAUGGGCCGUUCAUGCCUUCUCAAUGUUGUCUUGUGGAUCACAUUACUCUUCGAUGCUGCUCACGCAAGAUGGCCUGGUCCACUUCCUGCUCCAGCAUAUGCACCGUCAUACAUGCCCCACUUUCCUCCAAUGUACGCCCCUCACUCUCCACCUAAUGAAAUCCCCCCCGCACAUGCUCCAUACACCCCACCAGCAGCGUCUUCUCCUUACAUUCCUGCAGCACCUACACCAGUGUUUGCACCUUACACAGCACCGUCUGGACCAUCUUCACCCCCAUACUACGCUCCUAGUCCUUGGACUUCCGGCCCCGUGCCGGAUAUUGGCUCGCCUUCCUACGAACCUACAACUGCCCCAGCUUAUUCCCCUCUCAUCGCUCCACUGGCCCCGGCAUAUUCUCCAUGGGUGGCUCCUUCCUAUACCCCUGCUCCUACUCCAGUCCCUAUUUACACGCCAUCUUGGGCUCCUUACGCUCCAUCCCUCACACCAGUGCCUUCUCCCUCAAUCUCUCCAGCGCCUUACGCACCCGAGCCUGCCCCUUAUGCACCAGGGCCUGCCCCUGUCUCUUAUGAGCCCAUCACUUCCCCACCAGCCCCGUUUGCGAUGUCACCUGGUGAUGACGUUCCGAUAUCCAGCGAACCUGUUGCAUCUCCUGCUGUAUCCGAGAACGCUGGGCCAAAACUUGCCUCAAAACCAUGGAAGCUGUCAGCAUUGACAUUGGCUAUUAGUGUGGUUGUUGCAUUCUCGUAAUGGAAAAGGCUUGAUUCGUUCACUUUGCCACUUGAAUAGCUUCACAUUUCCAUCUCAUUAGAAGUUCAAUCAAGAAGCGGGGAUUUGUAUUUAGCUAGAUUUCAACAUAUAAUUCUUGUAAAAGAUUUGCAACAUUCUCUUUGAAAGCGUACUCUUAUUUAACUUUUCAGUACAGGAAUUAUCUUGUGUCA